Messenger RNA from Amaranthus tricolor (Joseph's coat), 1944 nucleotides. RefSeq lists its product as uncharacterized. The transcript is spliced from 7 exons. The record is from RefSeq and is a predicted model, not a curated record. NCBI's taxonomy places the organism in Eukaryota, Viridiplantae, Streptophyta, Magnoliopsida, Caryophyllales, Amaranthaceae. The coding region runs from base 36 to 1274 and encodes 412 amino acids. Gene Ontology annotation, biological process: chloroplast fission.
UAAGAAGAUAAAAAACGAAGCUUGUUCUAGUUCCUAUGACAGAAGCACUAUCUUCUAUGGCAUCGGUGUCAUGUUCCAUUUCCUCUCCAUUUAUCUCUAAAUUUUUUUGUACCAACAAAUUCCAACCACCACACCAUCCGCUCCGCAACCUCAGGAACAAUCUGGUAGUUAAACGCUUAAAAAUUGAAGCCACAACAUCAUGUAAAGCUACCAGAACUUCUGAACAAGAAUUGGACAUAGCUGAUGAGGACUCUAUUGGCGUCGACAAUCUCCGUUGCUUUGUUGAACUUAAUCUUGGUACUUGGACUGGUUCUUUUCAUCAAUUUGAUGCUGACGGUAAUCUUCUACAUAAAGUGACCACUAAGCUUUCUGCAAGUUCUUAUGGUGAAGAUGAUCUUAUUAGCCUCAUCCAGACGUUGUACAUUAAACAACCUCCUUCAGGCACAUCCAUAUCUGGUUAUGAGGAGGAGCCAGAGUGGGCAGAGUACAAAAUUAAAGAAUCCAACAUAUUUACCGUGGACAAGUAUCAACAGAUUGGCUUCUUCCCUAAUGAAAGGGCAUUUGCCUUGAGAUACCAGACUGCUGGUAUGUUGGAGACUGUAUUACGACAGGGAGUUCUAGGAGAAGAUGACAUCGGUGAAAAAAAUCCUAGAAAUUUGAAGCUUCCCUCUUCGUGUCCGUCCAUCGUCUGUGAGAAUUGCAUUUAUUCAAUGAACCAUGAUAUGCGAGCUAGAGCAUUCCAUAUCAUGGACCCCAAAGGAAUUCUGGAGAUGCUUCUUGUAUUUCUUGAACAGAGAGGAGGUGUGGUUGAAGCAGCCCCCAGCUUAACAAACUUAGAGGAUGACAAGAACCGACUUCUACCUUUUCUUGGUCGGUGGAAGGGCUGUUCAGUCACUAAACGCAGUGGUGUGUAUGGUGCAACUAUGUCAGAACACAAUACUGUAGCUUCACUAGAAAUUGAUGAAAAUGGUCAAUUGAUCCAGGAGAUGACUUCAACUGCAAAAGAAACCAAUGUGACGACUAACGUACAAUGGACAGGUACAAUACAUGAUAAUUUGAUAAAAUUUGAUAAAGGUUUUCAGAUAACUUUGUUGCCUGGAGGUAUGUAUAUGGGAUGCCCGACUAAUAUUGCUAAAAGCCUCGGAGAAUCUACAUCUUUUCACAUUGAGUUUUGUUGGCUCGAGUCACCUGAUAAAAGGCAGAGAUUGGUUCGCACUUACGAUGUCGAAGGUUUGGCUGUCUCCUCAACCUACUUUUUGGAGACUAAGGUGUAAAAUGUAUUGUGUAUUAUAUUUUGUUGUAUUCAUUCGUUCAUCUUAUUUCAAAUUUAUAGAACUAGAACUAGAGAUGUCGUCUCUGGUUAAAGUUCGAUGAUGUGCCUGUGCGGAUGUUUGGUCGCCUCAUGUUGCCAUAAUUUUAAACCACUUCUCCUUGGUACUCAUUGCCAUAAUUCUAAACAACUUUUCCCCUACAAAGUACUACCUCCGUAUCUUAAACCCUUGUACCACUUGUUCUCUUAUGCUUUUUGACAAAUAGUAGUGCAAGUAGCAAGGCAUGGAGCCGAAGAAUUAUAAACCUUUCCUUCUUUGUUCACACCACACUACUAUCAUUGCCUUCGGUGUAAAGCACAUCGAAAUCCGUAAUGUUGAAGAUACUUUCAGCAACAACCCUAGGAUUUUAUUUUAUCUUUGACUGGCUUAUAGUUCGCGUUUCUGCAACACCUCCACUUGGAGGAGAAAGGUCAUAUUUGGUGCUUUCAUUUAUCCUCCGUUCCUCUAAGUUUGCCACAAUCCUGUAAUUUUUAUUUUUGUCUAUCUCACUUAAUUUCCUGCAUUUUCUUUUAUGGAAAUGUUUUUCGUCAUUUAAUCUAUUCAUGUCCAUGUAUCUAUUGCUUUUAAUAUGAUCUGCACAAUUUAAAUGUGUUAUGCUAUUCCUUUUACAACU